UUCCCGUUCCGGGGCCGCAGCCCGGCUCGUUCCGCCGCCGAAAAGGCGCCCGCUGCCACGGUGCCGCAGCUGCCGCGCCCCCUCCCUUCGGCCGGUCCCCGCUUUGCGGGGUUGCCCGCUGGGCCUGCUCCCGCCAUGGCGACCAAGAAAGGGGGCUCGCGGCUGGAGACGGAGAUCGAGAGGUGCCGGUCCGAGUGCCAGUGGGAAAGGAUCCCAGAACUCGUCAAGCAGCUUUCCGCCAAGCUCAUAGCUAACGAUGAUAUGGCAGAACUCCUCCUCGGAGAAUCCAAGCUAGAACUUUUUUUGAAAGCGAACCCUCUAAAACAAGGGGCAAGUCCCUGUGGUCCCCGACCAAAAUUAGUUGAAGUCAGGAAGCAUCUCACCGCAGCACUUGAUCGUGGAAAUUUAAAGCCAGAGUUCUUACAAGAAGCCCAUUUAGUUAUGGCCAAAUUAAAUUAUAUGGAAGGUGAUUACAAAGAAGCUCUUAAUACAUACGCUAAAGUGGGAAUUGACGACUUGCAGCUUGCUGCUGUACCUCCUUAUCGCUUAAGAAUGAUUGCUGAAGCAUAUUCAACCAAAGGUCUUUGUCUAGAAAAAUUACCAAUAUCCUCUUCAACAAGCAACCUCAAUGCAGACCGUGAACAGGAAAUUAUAAUGUGCUAUGAGAAGGCUGGGGAUAUAGCCCUUCUGUAUCUCCAGGAAAUAGAAAGGGUAAUAAUUGCCAAUAUGCAGAACAGAAGUCCUAAGCCUGGAUCUGGAACACAUGAACAAGAACUUGGAUAUUUUUUAGAAACUGGACUUCAGAGGGCCCAUGUCUUAUACUUCAAAAAUGGGAAUUUGACAAGAGGAGUUGGUAGAUUUAGAGAGAUCUUAAGAGCUGUUGAAACAAGAACUACACAGAAUCUACGCAUGACAAUAGCAAGGCAGUUAGCUGAAAUUUUACUCCGUGGCAUGUGUGAACAGAGCUACUGGCACCCUCUGGAUGACCCUCCUCAACAGUCACCUUUAAACGAUCCACUCUGGAAAAUUGCAAACACUAAAAAUUAUGCUCUUAGCAGAAGACCUCGUGUGUAUUCAGGAGAAAACAUUUUUUGUCCUCAAGAGAAUACUGAAGAAGCUUUGUUGCUGCUACUAAUCAGUGAAUCCAUGGCUAAUCGUGAUGCUGUAUUGAGCAGAAUACCCGAACACAAAAAUGACCGUAUUAUCAGUUUGCAAAGUGCAUCUGUAGUGUAUGAUUUGCUUACCAUUGCCUUGGGAAGAAGAGGUCAAUAUGAAAUGCUCUCAGAGUGUUUGGAACGGGCUAUGAAAUUUGCCUUUGAAGAAUUCCAUCUUUGGUACCAAUUUGCACUUUCAUUAAUGGCAGCAGGAAAAUCUGCUCGAGCUGUGAAAGUCUUAAAAGAAUGUAUUCGGUUGAAGCCAGAUGAUCCUACGAUUCCACUUCUUGCUGCUAAAUUAUGUAUGGGAACCCUUCAUUGGUUAGAAGAGGCAGAAAGAUUUGCCAGAAUGGUGGUUGAUGUGGGGGACAAAACAUCAGAAUUCAAAGCCAAAGGUUUUUUAGCCCUAGGAUUGACCUACAGCCUACAAGCUACAGAUGCUUCCUUGAGAGGAAUGCAAGAGGUCCUGCAGCGAAAGGCUCUUCUAGCAUUUCAAAGGGCACAUACUUUGUCUCCAACUGAUCAUCUGGCAGCCUUUUAUUUAGCUUUACAGUUUGCUAUUUCUCGACAGAUACCAGAAGCUUUGGGUUACGUUCGUCAGGCUCUGCAGCUUCAAGGUGAUGAUGCUAAUUCUUUACAUCUCCUUGCCCUCUUGCUGUCCGCUCAGAAACACUACCAUGAUGCUCUGAAUAUCAUUGACAUGGCCUUGAGUGAAUACCCAGAAAAUUUUAUAUUAUUGUUUUCCAAAGUCAAAUUGGAAUCACUCUGCAGGGGCCCUGAUGAGGCACUUCUUACUUGUAAACAUAUGUUGCAGAUCUGGAAAUCUUGUUACAAUCUUACUAAUCCCAGUGAUUCUGGACGUGGCAGCAGUUUAUUGGACAGAGCCAUUGCUGACAGGCGACAGCUCAAUACAAUUACUCUCCCAGAUUUCAGUGAUCCUGAAACAGGUUCGAUCCAUGCGACAUCAAUAGCAGCCUCUAGAGUGGAGCAGGCACUAUCAGAGGUGGCUUCGUCUUUGCAGAGUAGUACUCCAAAGCAGGGUCCUCUGCAUCCUUGGAUGACUUUGGCUCAGAUCUGGCUUCAUGCAGCUGAAGUAUACAUAGGAAUUAGAAAACCUGCAGAAGCCACUGCUUGUACUCAGGAAGCUGCUAACCUCUUUCCUAUGUCUCACAAUGUUCUCUACAUGAGAGGUCAGGUGGCAGAAAUUCGGGGAAAUACGGAUGAAGCCAAGCGCUGGUAUGAAGAGGCCUUAUCUAUUAGCCCUACGCAUGUCAAAAGUAUGCAAAGAUUGGCUCUAAUUCUUCAUCAGCUUGGCCGGUACAGCUUGGCCGAGAAGAUCCUUCGGGAUGCUGUCCAGGUGAACUCAACGGCCCAUGAAGUUUGGAAUGGCCUUGGGGUGGUUCUGCAAGCUCAGGGUAAUGAUGAUGCAGCCACAGAAUGUUUCCUGACGGCACUGGAGCUUGAAGCCAGUAGCCCUGUUGUCCCUUUCACCAUCAUCCCUCGAAUCCUUUGAAAGGCAGGCUGCUCAUCCUGCUUCAGCUGAACUUGAGAAUGUGAGCUAAUCUUUCCUUCUGACUCCAAGGGGCAGCUCUUCACCCUGAGAGGUAACAAAUACAACUGCAGGCAAUCUGCUCAUUUCUGUCGGGUGUCCAACGUGGGAAAGCAAUAUAGGAUGUAAAUCAGUGAAGAAAAAUUAGAAAAGAGAAGGAAAUAAACACACAUGCACACUUUAAGCCACCAUGUAUGUAUUGUCUACAUUUUUGCCACAUAGUCAUUUCGAAACCUGAUGCUUAUUGUUCAAAUGGAUAUUGUGCCAUAUUUUGUUAGGUGACAUCAGAGUGUUAUGUAAAAACUCUAAAUAGAAUCAGUGAUAGAUAAUAGAUUCAGGUUAAAAAUUCAGUGGCAGAGCAAAGCCUAUUUUUAACCAAGCCUGUCAAAGACCUGUUCUCUUUGUGGCUUUCAACCUCUCUGGAGCUCAGAAUCAAAAUGUGAAAUUUGCUGUGUUCCAUCUUGUAUGGUAGUCCAGCCCAGCAAAUCAGCUGAAAGGUUAUGUUUUGAGUUGUUAAUAGCUGUGAUGUGUAGCUAAUUGUUAUUUCUUGUAUUUAGAAGAAAGGUUGU
Molecule: messenger RNA, 3272 nt
Organism: Thamnophis elegans (Western terrestrial garter snake)
Lineage: Eukaryota; Metazoa; Chordata; Lepidosauria; Squamata; Natricidae
Gene: TTC7B
Product: tetratricopeptide repeat domain 7B
Exons: 20
Coding region: 136-2667 (843 amino acids)
Biological process (GO): phosphatidylinositol phosphate biosynthetic process; protein localization to plasma membrane
Cellular component (GO): plasma membrane
Molecular function (GO): protein binding
Source: RefSeq, a predicted model, not a curated record